AUGUCAAGUAACGAAGACGACCUCAAUCUUCUCCUUUCUCUUCAAGACAAAGUUCCCGAAACCCCUCCUGCUUCUCCUUCACCGCUUGAUUUUGAUGGCGAUGACGAUGUUGUACCGCGGAGGGAGAGACCUGAUAUGUCCGUUUUCAAAGAUGCAGUUCAGGAUUGUCUUCUCGACCAACCCCCUAACCCUAACCCUAACCCUAACCCUAAACCUAAACCAUACAACAAAUCACUCGGCGACGAUCCCCAACUUGACAAGUUCUCGGGUCUUCGCAUAAGGGAUCAAUGUUUAACACCAGCUGAGCUCAGGGAAUCUGUUCAAGACAUUCGCUUUGUUCGCCUACCGGUCAUCAAGAAUUUGGUGAAUGGGGAUAAUUUCUCUGGAAAUUGGGUAACUGUUGGAGUGCUAACUGGGAAGGGGAUUCAGAAAACAAGUUCAAAUGGGAAGAGCUUUUGUAUAUGGAAAAUUGGUUGUUUGGAUGAAAACACUGUUCCUAUUUUCUUGUUUGGAAAUGCUUAUCAGAGGAAUUCCCAAGAGCAGGCAGGAACGGUCUUUGCAUUCUUCAAUUGUGGUGUUCGCAAGGAUGCCAAGGGUAAUGGCUUUUCUUUGAGUAUAUACUCCCCUAACCAAAUUGUGAAGAUGGGCACCUCUGUAGAUUACGGAGUUUGCAAAGCGAAAAGAGCGGAUGGGAUGGCAUGUACAAUGGCCAUAAAUAAGUAUGCAAAUAAAUUAUGUAUCUACUAUCUUGUUAUUUAUUUUGAUAUGUUAAAUGUGGAAUUGCCACAGGGUUCUUUGUAACUGUGUCUCUGAACCUAAUCAUCAUAUAUGCAAUUUAGAAAAGGAGUAAGGAAC
Messenger RNA from Lathyrus oleraceus (garden pea), 855 nucleotides. RefSeq lists its product as uncharacterized. The transcript is spliced from 5 exons. Gene Ontology annotation, biological process: DNA replication initiation; DNA replication. Bases 1 to 801 code for a protein of 266 amino acids. The record is from RefSeq and is a predicted model, not a curated record. Gene Ontology annotation, molecular function: DNA replication origin binding; single-stranded DNA binding. NCBI's taxonomy places the organism in Eukaryota, Viridiplantae, Streptophyta, Magnoliopsida, Fabales, Fabaceae. Gene Ontology annotation, cellular component: nucleus; nuclear replication fork.